CUGAAGCCGGUGAACUACAAACAGCGUUUACAAUAACCUGAUUUCAUAAAAAUGUCUGCUUUCCAUGGAUUCCCUGACUUACCACCACCAGAAGAAAUAGCAUUCUGUAAAAUUGACGAAGUAUAUUGCUGUGGUAAUGCUAAUUACGGCAACAUUACCACUUUUACAAACACGACGCAAAAACACCCUGUUAUAAACGUGACAAAAGACAUCCAUCACCACAGAACCACAGAUGAAAACUUAUCAAUGUACAUAGAUGUAGAAGAUAACUUACUAAAGAAAAUAACAAGUGUAUGGUACAAGCAGGGUUUUUUGGAAGCAUUAAGUGUAGCUGCAGAUCCAAGUGUAAAUCGCGAAGUUCCAUUGCUGGCGGUGGCGGCAUCUUACGUUUUAAAAGUGGCUAAUGUGUUCACGGCAUUUAGAUAUUUCCUACAACCUCAUUUAAAGGAUAUAGGACCAAAAAUCGUGUCUAAUUAUUCAAGGAUAAGAAAUUGGGGCAAUGUACCAGUUAAGUGCUUGUCAUGGCAUCCACAUACAACAAAAAUUGCUGUUGCUACGGCUGAUGAUAAUGUUCGGGUCUAUUGUUCUGAAGCUCAAUUUGUAUCGACAUUGAAAUGUAAAGCUCAGGGGCAUGUCUCUUCAUUAUGUUGGCGGCCAUUCUCAGCUUCAGAAAUAGCUGUAGGAUGUGAGAGGGGAGUGAUAGUCUGGACUGUAGACCCUAACUCAAUGUUUACAAAACCAUCUUCUAGCAAUGCUGUGGUGUUAAAUAGGUCAGGCCACAGUCCAGUAACAGAUGUCAGUUGGUCUCCAAAUGGUGAUCUUCUAAUAAGCUGCAGUGGGGCAGACACAUCCAUGCUGGUGUGGGAUGUAGCCAUGGAGGUUGCUAUACCACUCCGACGAGUUGCCGGUGGUGGUAUAAUAUUCGCCCGGUGGUCUCUGGAUGCCAGCAAAGUAUUUGCUGCUACUUCUUCUUUAAUAUUUAGGGUAUGGGACACAACGCGCUGGACCCCAGAAAGAUGGUGCGCCCGUGGAUGCCGCGUGGUAGCCGCGUGCUGGGGACCCGGCGACUUGUUACUGUUCACUGCUAAAGGAGAACCCAUGGUGUAUGCACUCACUAAUACCGGACUUUUAAGUGGUGCCAAAACGAGUAAAGCUGUACCGGUCUUAGACGUGACAAAAGUGGAGUUGCCUUCUGGUGACACAGUAGGAGGACCUAUUCUCGAUAUGUGCUGGGACCCCACUGGAAGAUACCUGGCAAUUCUGUUCGAAGAGUCUCCACUUAUCGCCAUUUUUUGCACCACCCACCUGAUGAUGCAACUGAGAAUCACACCAUGUUGCUUUGUAAACGGCAUCGGUAACGAGUUACCAUCGACUAUGGCGUUCCAGCAGAACUUCCCAGCGGGCGCCUGCCUCACCGUCGCUUGGUCCACGGGUAGAGUACAACACUUCCCCAUCGUAUACAACAUGUAGCCAACAAUAUAGCCUUUAUAACAAUAUUACCUAUAGAUAACUGCAGUAUAUUAUAUACAGGGUGUUAGGAGAAAGUAUAUUAUUAAUACUAGCUAGAAUUUUAAAAUUGUCAUA
Diatraea saccharalis (sugarcane borer) is the source of this 1584-nucleotide messenger RNA. The record is from the annotation of a GenBank genome assembly. Lineage: Eukaryota; Metazoa; Arthropoda; Insecta; Lepidoptera; Crambidae.